Molecule: messenger RNA, 868 nt
Organism: Oldenlandia corymbosa var. corymbosa
Lineage: Eukaryota; Viridiplantae; Streptophyta; Magnoliopsida; Gentianales; Rubiaceae
Source: the annotation of a GenBank genome assembly
GUCUCAAUUAAACUUGUUCAAAGUUCAAACUUUAAAUUCUUUGCUUCAUUAAGUUGUCUGCUGUUCUAAUUACGCCGUAAAUCAUGGCACUUAAGGUUUACGGACAUGUAAUCACCCCUGCCGUACAACGUGUGAUGGUUUACCUGGCCGAGAAAGAGCUAGAAUACAAGUAUAUUCCGGUUAACAUUUUCGCCGGCGACCACAAGAAACAGCCCUACCUCUCUCUUAACCCAUUUGGUUUGGUCCCAGCAUUCAAAGAUGGUGACGUGACACUGUUCGAAUCAAGAGCGAUAAUAAGGUACAUCGAAGAAACUUACAAAGGAAAAACUCACCUAACGUUGGACGAUCCAAAGAAGAUGGGUGCGGUGUACACGUGGAUGGAAACGGAAGCUCUACAUUUCGAUCCGGCAGCCAUGAAGCUGGUGUUUCAGCUAUGUACGACGCAGGUUUUGGGCAUACCGAUGAACGAAGCCUUGGUGGCGGAGAAUCAAGGAAAGCUGAAUUCAGUUCUUGAUGUGUACGAGGAUCGGUUGUCUAAGUCGAGGUACUUGGGCGCGGAUUCUUUUACCAUGGCGGAUCUUUUCCAUCUACCCGGCAUUAACUCUUUGAUGAGCACAAAACUCAGGCCAAUGUUUGAAGAUCGUCCCCAUGUUAAUGCCUGGGUUAAUGAUAUCCUGGCCAGGCCAUCCUGGGCUGAGAUUAUCGCCCUCAAGAAAUCACAAUCCUAAUUCCUAAAUUUCAAUAGCUCCUUUGAGGUUGGAUUGAGAGUUUUGUUGGUGUGGUAGUACUGGUGUUUUUUAUUUUUUCAGUUUUAUACAUUAUUGUUUACUUUAGGUCAGAUAGGUUGCAAAUACAUAUGUAAGAGAUA